AUGUCGAGCACAGGCGCUGCUGCGGGCGGUCACAGCGGCCUCUCGACGCUGUCGACCUCCCUCCUCGCCGCCGCGUGCACAGCUGUGCUUGCCGCGCUCAUCUUUGUCGCCGUGGCGCUUCGACGAUACCUUCGCGCUCGCAAACGCAGAUCUCUCCUCAGUACCACCUCGUCACGCCCCGUUUCCGCCGCAGCCAUCUACGCACAGCACAUCAAAGCAAAGUCAAUAUCCACAGACGAGAUCAGCGAGCCGCAUCUCAACUUCGCGCCAGAUCGCGCUCACGACGCGCGCCAUGACUUGACCAAGAUGUCGCUCUCGCAGAGGACACUCGUGUCAGUGCGACAGCACAACUUCUUCCCCAUGAAGACGUUCGUAUCGCCAAAGUUCCCCAACCCGGCACUGCUGUCGCCCCGGAUGCAGCCCCCCGUCUAUGCCGACUUGCCGCCGCCGCGAUCGCCGUGGACGCCCAAGUCGCCCGGCCUCACCGAGCUCACCAUGUCGCCCGGUCCCAGCAUCUUGCUCAAGCCAAUGGCGUAUGGCAAGUCGCCAAGAGUACCAUCACCCUCUCCCUCUAAAGACACCCUGGUGAACGACCAAAAGGAAGCGACAGAACAGAAGAAGAAGCUCACCCGAAGUGCAGUUCCUUCCAUGCUGCUUCGCAGCCUCGGUGUUUUGCCCACGAGCGCGUCCAAGCCAGCCCUGUUGUCGGAAGAUAACAGGGGUCUGGAAGGUGCCAAGUCGCAAGAUGUCGCGGACGAGCCGUCCCUCACACCCAUCCUCGACCUCGGCAUCGACUUUGGCAACGACGAAUCAUUCGAGCAGGCUCUUCAGCUUCGAAGCGACUUUUCUUUCGAUCUUCCCACCUCGGCAGUAGCAACACAGCCAGCGCAGUCGACAAAGGUGAGCGCUGGCAUGCAGAGCCUCAUCGAAGCGCUUUCGCCUGCUCAGCCAGAGACUGCCACACUUCCAGGCUUGAAGGCCAGUCCUGCAUCGCAAUUGAGCACAUUGCCAUCGCCCGCUUCGGUCCGAUCGCAUCUGCCAACGCCGCCACCUUCGCAGAGCCUGCCUCCUGCGCCGACCAGCGCGCCCAUGCACAAGAUGCCCUCCAACGCCUCUUUGCAAAGCAAGGCGAGCCGCGCGACAGCAGCAAGCAAUGCGUCGUCCGCGAAAGAGACGUUCCACAGCGCCACGGGCUCGAUUGGUCAGAUCUUCGUCGACAUGGCGGCCUUCGACUCUGCACCGUCUCCCUGCCUGCCAUACGACGAAGAGGAGCAGGAGGUCCUCGAAUCCUCCUACCGCCCGCUCAGUCUCGGCCUGGGACCUACCAAGAGCCCAUCGCAAGGCACGUUCACCAAGAUCAUCAAUGGCUUGCGAAGGCCUUCCAAGAGCUCAGAGAUUGACCUCGAAGCAGGCAAUUCCACCGUGGCAGACUCGAUGACGACGCGAUCCUACUCCAGCGAUGCCAUGUCGUACAGCUCUUCGCAGACGAGCGUCGACCUUGAGGCAAACUCGAGCAUCGGCAAGGCCAACAUUGUGCCAGCUGCUUCGAUUCCUCCUCUUCCGCCUAUGCCCGUUUCUAUGCUGAGGGUUGCGGAGGACAAGGCGCCUCAGGCUAGCUUCCCGACUGUCUUUGAGGGUCAGUCUGACGCUCCCAAGGCUGGUGCAGUUCCGGUUCGACCGAUGCGCAAGAGAGCUUCUACGCUCGGGGCACUCGACCGACCCAAGCUUGUCAUGCCCGACCUGAUGCACCCGCGAGCUGCACCCAUGCCGCCAUCGCCUAGCAUGGCCGCCAAGAUGCCGAGCCCGAGCAUCAACGUCGAGUCGGUCGAAGUCAACUGUCUCGGCCUGACGAACCUCAAGGCCAAGUCCAGCGACCACCUCCCUCUCGCAAGCACGAGCAAAGGUGCCACCAUGAACUUCAUGAGCUCAUACCACCGUGCUCUCAUCCCGGAUCCUCCUGCGGAUGGCGGACAUCUCUCGCCUGGUCUCGGCGCGGACAGCCCCAUCUUUGCCCAGCUCAGCCCAAAGUUGCGUAGCACUUCGCCUUCGAUGAGCCCCAAGCCUGGCUUCACGGACACUCUCAAGGCGAGGUUGAGCCUGCCCCGCAAGUCGUUCAGCAGCUCGCCUGGUCUCGCAUCGAAGAACAGCACGCCCAACUUCAGCCCCCUUCCCAGUCCCAUUAGUGCUACCUUCCCGCUCCUCGCAACGGGCGAGGACGUCGAUGGCGCUGCCACUACGGAUGCGACACCCAAGAUGACGGCGAGCAGGCCGGAAAAGUCCUCUGCGCGACCUGGCACCACUCCUCUUCUGUCUCCGCAACCGGACGAGGUUGGACUGGGGAUCAGCAGCCCUGCGAUCCUAUUCAACGGUCAGGAGAUUGAACCCACCAAACCGCUUCGAUUCAAGAAGGCGGCUCCCGCAGGUGGUCUUCUCGGUGGCUCGCCUCAGUCGGUCUACUCUGCCGCGUCGCCAUCGCCCAUGCUGCACGCCGGUCAAUGGGCCACGUCGCCGGCAAAUGACCGCGCAGCUACGCCAUCCGAAUCGCUCUACUCGCCGCUCAUCCCGAUCGGUGAGGCUUCGCUCAGCUCCUCUACUGAGCGCAUCGAGUUUGGCGUCGCCUCGUCGCCCGAUGUCCACAGCGUCCCCUCCGCCCCGGCCAUGCUACACCAAGAUCUGCCACCCACCAGCCCCAACGACGGCGACGUCACUCCACGACCUCCCUCCACGUCCUCCGCCGGAGCCCGCGCCGACGACGAAGAUGAGCACCUGCACUACCGCGACUCGGUCAUCAGCGUCGCCGCCUCGACCAUCAGCAUGAUGAGCAACAGCACGUGCAUGUCCGACUCGAUGGGGGACGAUCUCGACCUCGCAGCCGACCGUCGGGCCAAGCUGCUGGCCAGUGUCCAGCAGAACGUGGCCAAGGCGCAAGCCAAGGAUGCCAAACGGGACAGUCAGGCUGCGGAGCGAUACCGUCUGUCGCAGAUGCCCAAAACGUCAUCACUCCGUAACAUCCCCGAGGAGAGCUCUACGAUGGGUCUGGGCUUGUUUGAGAGCGAAGAAGAGGUGGAGGAGGAAGAGGAGAGGGAGGAGUUGGAUGACAGUCCGAAGCGGGCGUACGGGCGAAAGAAGGUGAACGAUUUGAUACUCGCGCCGCCGCAGCAGCGGGUGGUGGGGCCGUUGACGCCGCCUCUGACGCCCAUCGAUGGGACGGCGAUGUACCAGUCGCGACACGCGCCGUCGGAGAGCACGAGUUCGGCAUCGUCCAUGGGCUCGACGACAUCGAUUCCGUUGCGACUGCGACCGAUGCGCGGGGCAGCACGCAACCUCGCCCCCAUCGAUACGGCCGCCGCUGCCCACCUCUCACCCUAUGGCGGUGAGGUUUCGCCAUCGUCGCUCAAGCUUCGACCCUUGAGUCUCGCCGCCAGCCUCAAUGGAGAUGGAAGCCCGAUGAAGCGCAACGAUCGAGCGUUCUCACCCGCCCUCCGAAGCCCUGUGCCUGCACACAUGGGAGGCGACCGCUCCUCGCGCUACAACGACGAAGGUCGCAGUUCCCGCUCCACCACCUACCGCGCCGGUGGCAUUUUGCCCGUGGUCGGCGCGAACAGUGCUGCGCUCGAAUCGCGCCGUGUCGCACACGCCGAGCCGUCUCUCACUCACUCGGAUAGCUCAAGUUCGCUCGGAUCCAUGUCGUCCAGCCUGGGCUCUUUCUCGCGCAUGGGCCACUUCCCGAGCCCCGUCAAGUCGACUUUCGCCCAGGCAGGGAUGGGCAAGUCGAUGGGCAUGAGGGGGAUGAUGGGCUCGAGGGGCAGCGAAGUAGGCGACAUGCCCGAGUCGAGCAGCGUCCAAAGCUUCGCCAGCAGCAACAUGGGCCGGAUCGGAUACAAGACCAGCGAUCUCUCCGUCGCCAUCUGA
Molecule: messenger RNA, 3912 nt
Organism: Kalmanozyma brasiliensis GHG001
Lineage: Eukaryota; Fungi; Basidiomycota; Ustilaginomycetes; Ustilaginales
Exons: 1
Coding region: 1-3912 (1303 amino acids)
Source: RefSeq, a predicted model, not a curated record